This is a messenger RNA of Microbotryum saponariae, 5236 nucleotides long. The record is from the annotation of a GenBank genome assembly. NCBI's taxonomy places the organism in Eukaryota, Fungi, Basidiomycota, Microbotryomycetes, Microbotryales, Microbotryaceae.
AUGCUCACCACCACCACACCGUGGUGGUCGCCCGUCUGUGCGGGCGCACCCUUCUCCGCGGACGACUGGGAUCUGUCCCCCUGCGUCGAGUCGGAGCUGAGCAUCCUCCCCGUGCUCUUGCUCGUCCUGACCGGAGCGAUCGCCUUCCCUCGUCUGUGGAGACUCUACCGAGCAGGGGAGAGGUACGAACGAGGUGGCAAGCCCGCAUACGCUCUCAAGCAGGUGCGUGAUGGGGCGUCGUUCGCGGCCAAUCUUGAGCCGGCUAACUCGGAUCUGUCCGUCGCUCGUUUCAAAUCGCGUCGAUCGUACAUGGAUGCGCCCUCCACUGCCGCCCUCCGCGCCGAUCGCGCUCGUGCGCUCGUUCCACAGCUCCUGGCCACCGUCCUGAUCGGGGUCCAGGUCGCGUACAUCAUCGUGCUCGCACUGCACCACACCCAUGACCGUACUCGCAAGCUCAAGAUCGCGUUCGGCGGCGUCAGCCUACUCGCCCACGUCAGUUCUCAUCCGCGUCCGAUCCCGAUCGCAGAGCAAGGCUGACCCCCCGACCAGUGUGACCCGUUUCCGUACUCAGAUCUUUGCGCUCGUCUUGGCCAAGGUUUCGCAUCCUCUCCUACCGCAUUCGUCGACGCCGAUCCUCUGCUUCACCCUCACCUCGUUGACCCUACAACUCGUCGUCCUGCGCACGACCUUGCUGCUCGAGGGUCAACCGGCGCACUACCACUCCUCAACCAAGUUGGCGCUCUUUGUCCUCUUGAUCCUCAAAAUCGUCUUUCUCGCAUCGUGGUUCGCCGUCGAGCUCUUGGGUCCAAACGGAUGGGAAGGCAUGAGCUGGCGCGACUUGGUCCCCUUUGCCGGAUCGAGCCAAGGGCGAAUUCGUUUGGCCGAACAAGGUGACCAAGAGACGACUCGCGAGGCGCACGAGACGAAUGAUCACGAGAGGGAGUGGAAGCAGACCGAAUGCCCGAGAUUGAGGGCCAACAUCUUUCAGCGGUUGACGUUCUCUUGGAUGACGCCCAUGAUGAAGGCCGGAUAUCAUACAUUUUUGACCGAGGAGGAUUUGUGGGCUCUGCCUGUGAGUCAUGUAUGGGCAGUGGCGAUUUCGUAGAGGGGCAUGGAACUGACUUUUCGAUCGUCACUUAACAGCCCGACGACACGGCCGAAGCCCUGGGCCGCAAGCUCGAAACGGCAUGGAAGAAGCGCUGCAAGGCCGCCUCGGAAAAGACAGCCGCCAAAUCCCACAACGACAAGAGCAAGCCCGUCAAGCCCUCGCUCGCCGGUGCCUUGAUCGCUUCGUACGGUGGACCCUUCUUCUCCGCCGCGCUCUUCAAGUUGCUCCAGGACACGCUCUCCUUCACCCAGCCUCAACUCUUGCGUCGCUUGUUGCGCUUCGUCGAGACCUACAAGACCGAUACACCUGAACCCCCGUUCCACGGUUACAUCAUCGCGUUGGGCAUGUUCGUCUGUGCCGUUGCCCAAACGAGUUUGUUGCACUGCUACUUUGCUCGUGUCUUCGAAACGGGCAUGCGCGUUCGAGCAGGCUUGGUCUCCCUCAUUUACAAAAAGUCGUUGGUGCUUUCGAAUGAUGAGAGGGGCGGGAGGUCGACGGGUGAUAUUGUCAAUUUGAUGAGUACCGAUGCGACGAGGUUGCAGGACUUUACGACGUAUGGUCAGAUCGCUUGGAGUGGGAUGUACCAAAUGACGCUUGCGUUCAUCAGCUUGUACCAACUCUUGGGUCAGUCCAUGCGGGAUGCAAAGACGAAGGCCGAGUCAAGGCACGGUCAAUGCUUACUCUGGUGACGUGUCUGGCUCACAGGAUUCACCAUGCUCGUCGGUGUCGCCGUGAUGGUCCUCAGCAUGCCCUUGACCGCCUCAAUCGCGAGGUACCAAACCAAGUUGCAGCGCCAGCAGAUGAAGAACAAGGACAAGCGCACGUCCAUCAUGUCCGAGAUCCUCAACAACAUCAGAUCGAUCAAGCUGUAUGCGUGGGAGGACUCUUUUGCGGCCAAGUUGUUUGAUGUGCGCAAUAAUCGCGAGUUGGUGCAGUUGCGCAAGAUGGUGAGCAUUCCAAGACGGAGCAAGUGUAAAUUAAGUUUACAACUACAGGAGCUGACCACGCUGUGGAUGUCUGGCAGGGAUACCUCUCUUCGGCUUCGACCUGCCUCUGGUCCUUUACGCCCUUCCUCGUCGCCUUUUCGUCGUUCUCGCUCUUCUCGACCAUCUCGGGCAAGCCCUUGACGGCCGAGAUCGUUUUCCCCGCCAUCACGCUCUUCUCCCUGCUCGGUUUCCCGCUCGCGGUCCUCCCCGUCGUCUUCUCCUCCAUGGUUGAGGCCUACGUCUCGGUCGGUCGAUUGCGCGACUUCUUGACCGGCAAAGAACUUCAAGACGGUGCGGUCAAGAUCGAGAACUUGUCGCGUUCGCGUACGUUCCAAACCGGUGACGAACUCGUCUCGGUCGUUCGCGGCGAAUUCGCGUGGAACUCCAAAUCGUCGACCGAAUCGAUCUUGUCCGACAUCAACCUCAGCGUCAAGAAGGGCGAGUUGCUCGCCGUCGUAGGUCGUGUCGGAUCGGGCAAGUCCUCGCUCUUGUCCGCGAUCCUGGGUGAAAUGACCAAGGUCGAGGGAUCCGUCACCGUACGUGGAACGGUCGCUUACUGCGCUCAACAACCUUGGAUCAUGGGCGGUUCGGUUCGUAGCAACAUCGUCUUUGGCCACAAAUUCGAACAAGACUUUUACGACGUCGUUAUCGCCGCUUGUGCGCUCAAGGAGGAUCUGGCGAUCUUGCCUCAAGGUGACGAGACCGAGGUCGGGGAGAAGGGGAUCUCAUUAUCGGGCGGUCAAAAGGCGCGAGUGGCGCUCGCUCGUGCCGUCUACGCCCGUGCGGACGUCUACCUCCUCGACGACCCACUCUCCGCCGUCGAUGCCCACGUCGCCAAACAUCUCUUCGACAAGGUGCUCGGUCCUACCGGUUUGUUGUCCCAAAAAGCUCGUUUGUUGUGCACGAACGCGAUUCCGUUUUGCCAAGAAGCCGACGAACUUGUCUUUUUGCGUCGUGGGAUCAUCCUCGAACGAGGGACGUACGCCUCGGCAAUUCAAGGUGAUACGGAACUAUCGAGGCUCUUGAUCGAUUUCGGUAAACAGAACCAAGAUGACGAGGAAGGCGAAGGUUCGGGAAGUGAGGAUACGGCCGUUGAAGAACCCAAGAAACACGAAUUGACGGAAUUGUCGACCGAGUUGAAACGCAAGGCCAAUGAGGCUCUUAGUCAUCGUGCGGAACCUGUUCCGGUGUUGGAACAGAAACGCGAGACGUUGCGCUUGUUGAAGCGCUCUACCAGACCCAAGGAGAAGAGGGAACAGGGUGCCGUCAAGGUCAGCGUUUACAAGGAAUACAUCAAGGCCAAUGGAUAUCUCGGAGUAGGCUUGUACAUGUCCACGAUCGUGCUUCAACAGGUUCUACAGAUCGGGACCAACGUCUGGCUCAAGAACUGGGCCCAACAUAAUUCCGAAACGGGCGAGAACGGCAACUUGACCUGGUACCUCGGCAUCUACGCCGUCUUUGGCGUCGGCGCCAGUUUGGCGUACCUGUUGAACGGGUUGUUGUUGUACUCGUUCUGCGUCGUAAGGGCCGCCAAGUUGAUGCAUGAUCGUAUGUUCAAUGCGGUGAUGAGGUCACCGAUGUUGUUCUUUGAGACGACGCCGUUGGGCACGAUCUUGAACAGGUUCUCACGAGGUGAGCAUUUGCGGAAGGGCGCUGGCAUACGCUGGAGCCGACUGACAGGAUUUUGUACGAUGUUGCUGCUGUAGAUGUCUACGUCGUCGACGAGGUCCUCGCGCGCGUCUUUGGUGGCUUCUUCCGUACGGCCGCGAGUGUGAUCGGCAUGGUCGCCGUCAUCUCGACCGCCGCCCCGGCGUUCCUCUUCAUCCUUGUCCCGAUCGGUUUCAUCUACAAGCGCGUACAGACGUAUUACCUCGCCACCUCGCGCGAGUUGAAACGUCUUGACGCGACGACCAAGUCCCCGAUCUUUGCUUCCUUCCAAGAGACCUUGGGCGGCGUCGCGACCAUUCGUGCCUACCGUCAAUCGGCGCGCUUCAUCGCCGAGAACGAGGCGCGCGUCGAUCGAAACCAGGAGGCCUACUUCCCUUCAAUCAACUGCAACCGCUGGCUCGCUGUACGCCUCGAAUUUUUGGGUUCCAACAUCAUCUUCUUUACCGCCUUGUUGUGCGUCGUCGCGCUCGUUCGUAACCGCAACGUCGACGCGGGGUUGAUUGGAAUCGCGUUGUCGUACGCUCUGUCGACGACCCAAACGCUCAACUGGAUCGUACGUUCCGCGACCGAGGUCGAGACGAACAUCGUCUCGGUCGAGCGCGUGCAAGAGUACAUCGAACUCAAGCCCGAAGCGCCUCUGUACAUCCAAAACACCGAACCCGACGCGUCGUGGCCCCAAUCAGGUUCAUUGGCGUACGACCACAUCGCCGCUCGGUACCGCGAGAACCUCGAUCUCGUCCUUCGUGACGUCUCGUUCGAGAUCAAGGGCGGUGAGAAAGUCGGCGUGUGCGGUCGAACCGGUUCGGGCAAGUCGACGUUGACGAUGGUCUUAUACCGCGUCAUCGAGGCCGAACAAGGUGUCGUUUCCAUCGACGGUGUGGACGUUUCCAAAAUCGGCUUACAUUGCCUCCGUUCGAGGAUGAGCAUCAUCCCUCAGGACUCGCAAUGCUUCGAAGGCAACUUGAGGGAGAAUCUCGACCCCGCGGGUAAAAGCAGUGAUAGUCAACUGUGGGCGGCGUUGGAACAAUGUCGAUUGAAGGAACACGUCGAAUCGAUGGAGGGUAAACUCGAGGCGCACAUCGACGAGGGAGGAAGUAACCUUUCUUCUGGGCAGAGGCAAUUGUUAUGCCUCGGUCGUGCGUUAUUACGCAAGAGCAAGAUCCUCGUUUUGGACGAAGCCACAGCCGCCGUCGAUCCUGAGUCCGAUCAAGAGAUCCAAUCCGUCAUUCGUCGCGAAUUCGCCGAUUGCACCAUCUUCGUCAUCGCUCAUCGUCUCAAUACCAUCUUGGAUUGUAACAAGAUCAUUUGUAUGGACGCCGGGAGGGUCGCAGAGUUCGAUACGCCCGCGAACUUGUUGGCCGAUCCGAGCUCGAUGUUUUAUUCGUUGGCGAAUGAGGCGGGCGUGAUCAAAGGGAGUAAAAGUGGGAGUGCGACGCCUAGGUCCGGGACGAGGACGCCGGUGAGGAAGGAUUAG